AUGGCAUCAGCUAAUGUAAAGAAAUUUUGUGCCACAUGUCUCAAACAUGGUGAUGUGUUCACUUGUCGUGGUUGUCGAAAAUCAUAUUGCGCUAAACAUAUCGAUGAACAUCGAGAAAAACUUUCCAAAGAAGUAGCUAAUCUUGCAGACGAACUUGAAUUUGUACGAAAUAGUUUAAAUCAAGAAAAUGAAGCACAAUCUCUUCUUUCUAUGGUGAACAAAUGGGAACAAGAAUCGAUUGCAAAAAUUUGUCUAGCUGCAGAAACCGUUCGAACAGAUAUACAACGAUGUAUAGAUCGAAAUAAUCUCGAAGUGAAAAUUCCCUUUGAAAGAAUAUCCAAUGAACUUCGAUCUUGUCAAGAAAACGAUGAUUAUACAGAAAUAGAUCUUAAACGAUGGACUCAACAUUUAGAAGAAUAUCGCGACAAAAUAGAAAAACUACCUAAUAUUGAUAUAAAUAAUGAUGAUGAUACUGGAAAAAUUCAUUUAGUUAAAAUAAGAGAUAUGAACGACGAACUGCAAUCUUAUUCUAUUAUUCAUUCAACACCUAAUCUUGAUAAAAGUGCGUUUAGUAUUCCAGAACCAAAUCUUCUCGUUCGGGAAAAAUUUGACGAUGUUUUUGGAUCGGUUGCCUUAUUAGACGAUGGUCUUGUAGCAACAUAUGCUGGCCCUUGGCUAGGUGAUUCAAGUAUUUGUGGCAUUAACGUUUAUUCAACUGGAACACAUCACAUUCGUUUUCGUAUUGUAGAAAAAUUUUAUGAUUCACCCUUCUUCGGUAUAAUUACUGCAUCGCAGAAAAAUGCAAAAGGCGUUUUAGGAACCGUAUCGACAAAUGGAUGGUGGAACUUUGACUUUCCUAUCAUAAACGGUGAAAAAGAUAAUCGCGUUGGAAAAGACAAAAUAAUUCGACUACAAGAUGACCUUACAUUAACAUUAGAUUGUGAAAGAAAACAGAUUUUUCUCAAGCAUCAUCGAACGAAAAGACUUCUUCAUAUACCCGUUGAUAUGCGAGCAUGCCCUUUUCCAUGGAGGAUACUUGUUGUUUUACAUCGUCGCGGGGAUACCGUACGCAUUAUAGGUGGUACAUUAAGUUUAACGAGAGAAAAUCUAUCAAGUAGAUUAAGUGAAAAUCGACCAAUUUAA
Molecule: messenger RNA, 1143 nt
Organism: Rotaria socialis
Lineage: Eukaryota; Metazoa; Rotifera; Eurotatoria; Philodinida; Philodinidae
Source: the annotation of a GenBank genome assembly